AUGCCAGGUGAGACCGUUCUCGAAUGCCAAACCCCAGAUCAAGUGGAUGAACUGAUCAUCAAAACCGAAGAUGCCGAGAAGGAUGCAGGCCCGCGCCGAGAAAUUGUCGGCAUGCGGUCCCUGCUCGUCCGCACUGCCGUUUUCUCUGCAACCUGCUCUAUGGCUUGGGCAAUACCACUGUGGCAGACAUCCAGGGUCCCAUUGCCGGUGACUUUGACGAGUACAAUCGGCUCGCUUGGCUCCGGGUGGGCUUCACCUUGGGAUCGGUGGCUUUUAUUCUUCUGCUGGACAAAACUUACGCCAUAUUUGAUACGAAAUGGUUUUUUCUCGGCUGCUUGA
Molecule: messenger RNA, 339 nt
Organism: Penicillium mononematosum
Lineage: Eukaryota; Fungi; Ascomycota; Eurotiomycetes; Eurotiales; Aspergillaceae
Exons: 1
Coding region: 1-339 (112 amino acids)
Source: RefSeq, a predicted model, not a curated record